Molecule: messenger RNA, 6627 nt
Organism: Toxotes jaculatrix (banded archerfish)
Lineage: Eukaryota; Metazoa; Chordata; Actinopteri; Toxotidae
Gene: dicer1
Product: dicer 1, ribonuclease type III
Exons: 30
Coding region: 355-6081 (1908 amino acids)
Biological process (GO): siRNA processing; apoptotic DNA fragmentation; pre-miRNA processing
Cellular component (GO): cytoplasm; nucleus; RISC complex
Molecular function (GO): ATP binding; RNA binding; ribonuclease III activity
Source: RefSeq, a predicted model, not a curated record
AGUGGUCCCACCGUGGACGAAUAGCCACCACAUCGGGACAAGCAAGGGUGAAUGGCAGCGAGGAUAUCCAACGAAUGAUUUCAAGCCUUUUUAGCCAAGACGAUCAAUCGAAAAACACACAUCGGGGCUGGAGGAUCCAGUCACAGUUCCUGCCACCUCCCAUUUAUUCAGAGGUCUGUUCUAACUAGGAGCUGGUAAAGAGAUAUUUUAUCAUGAAGCCCAGAUUAAGUGUCUGCUUAUCCAGAACGUCUCAGUUACUACCUUGAACUUCUGAAAGGAAGAGGAUAAUGAAAUGAGAUAAAGCGGACGACUGGAGGAGCCCUGCCCCCCCCUUACCUCCACCUCCUUUGAAGCAUGGCAGGCUUACAGCUUGUCACCCCUGCUACUUCACCCAUGGGGCCUUUCUUUGGUCUGCCAUGGCAGCAGGAGGCUAUCCACGAUAACAUCUACACACCUAGGAAAUAUCAGGUAGAACUUCUCGAAGCAGCUCUUGAACAUAAUACUAUCGUCUGCUUGAAUACUGGCUCAGGGAAGACCUUUAUUGCAGUACUUCUAACAAAAGAGCUCUCCCACCAAAUCCGUGGACCUUACCAAGGAAAUGCGAAGAGGACUGUUUUUCUGGUGAACACAGCUUCGUCUGUGGUUCAGCAAGCAGCUGCAGUCAGGACUCACUCUGACCUCCAGGUGGGAGAGUACACAGAUUUGGGGGAAACCUCAGCAUGGACCGACCAGCAGUGGAGUCAAGAGAUAAUCGAGAAUCAGGUGCUGGUCAUGACCUGCCACAUAUUCCUGCACGUCCUGAGGAAUAAAAUCUUACCGUUGUCUAAAAUCAACUUGGUGGUUUUUGAUGAUUGUCACCUGGCCAUCACAGACCACCCCUACUGUGAGAUAAUGAAGCUGUUUGAAGGCUGUUCAUGCAGUCCUCGCAUCCUGGGUCUCACCGCCUCCAUUCUGAAUGGAAAAUGCGACCCGUCAGAACUGGAGCAGAAGAUCCAGAAACUGGAGAGAGUCCUGAAGAGCAAUGCUGAAACGGCCACCGACCUCGUGGUCCUGGACAGAUAUGCCUCUCAGCCAAGAGAAGUGGUGUUGGACUGCGGGCCCUUCGUGGACAAGAGCGGCCUCUCCUCCCGUCUGCAGGCGGAGCUGGAUGAAGCUCUCCACUUCCUGAAUGACUGCAACAUUUCUGUUGCCAGAGAGGACCGUGAUCCCACGUUCAUCUCCAAACAGGUCCUGAGUGACUGCCGGGCUGUGCUGCAGGUGCUGGGGCCCUGGUGUGCAGAUAAGGCCGCGGGCAUCAUGGUGCGCGAGCUCCAGAAGUACAUCAAACACGAGCAGGAAGAACUCAACCGCAAGUUCCUGCUCUUCACCGACACCAUCCUGCGCAAAGUGCACGCUCUCUGCGAGGAGCACUUCUCCCCAGCCUCGCUGGACCUCAAGUUUGUCACCCCCAAGGUCCUCCGGCUGCUUGAGAUCCUGCACGAGUACAAGCCCUUCGAGCGGCAGCAGUUCGAGAGCGUGGAGUGGUACAACAACCGCAACCAGGACAACUACGUCUCCUGGAGCGACUCCGAGGACGAGGAUGAGGACGAGGAGGUGGAGGCCAAAGAGAGGCCUGAAGCGAACUUUCCCUCGCCGUUCACCAACAUUCUGUGUGGGAUCAUCUUUGUGGAGAGGCGCUACACAGCUGUCGUCCUCAAUCGUCUUAUCAAAGAGGCGGGGAAACAGGACCCGGAGCUGGCUUACAUCAGCAGCAACUUCAUCACCGGCCACAGCAUCGGCAAAAACCAGCCAAGGAACAAGCAGAUGGAAGUGGAGUUCAGGAAACAAGAAGAGGUUCUCCGCAAAUUCCGGGCUCACGAAACCAACCUGCUCAUCGCCACCAGCAUCGUGGAGGAGGGCGUGGAUAUUCCAAAGUGCAACCUGGUGGUGCGGUUCGACCUGCCCACGGAGUACCGGUCCUACGUCCAGUCCAAAGGCAGAGCUCGGGCGCCAGUCUCCAACUACAUCAUGCUGGCCGAUAGUGAGAGGACCAAAGCCUUUGAAGAGGAUCUCACUACCUACAAGGCCAUUGAGAAGAUCUUGAGGAACAAGUGCUCUAAGUCAGUGGAGGUGAGUGAGUUUGAGGUGGAGCAGGUGCUGGACGAUGACAACAUCCUUCCACCUUACGUGCUUCGGUCUGAGGACGGAGGUCCCCGGGUCACCAUCAACACAGCCAUUGGACACAUUAACAGAUAUUGUGCUCGGCUGCCCAGUGACCCGUUCACCCACUUAGCACCCAAAUGUAAAACUGUGGAGACGCAGAAUGGACGCUUACAGUCCACACUCUACUUACCCAUCAACUCCCCUCUGCGAGUUCCUGUUAAGGGUCCCACAAUGAACUGUGCCAGACUGGCAGAGAAAGCAGUUGCACUAGUAUGCUGCGAGAAACUCCACAAAAUAGGUGAGCUGGACGACCAUCUGAUGCCGGUGGGGAAGGAGACAGUCAAAUAUGAGGAGGAGCUGGACCUUCACGACGAGGAGGAGACCAGCGUCCCAGGCCGGCCCGGUUCUACCAAGAGGAGGCAGUGUUACCCUAAAGCCAUACCAGAGUGUCUGCGGGACAGUUACGCUGUACCGGAGCAGACUUACUAUCUAUAUGUGAUCGGGAUGGUCCUCACCACCCCUCUCCCCGAUGAACUCAACUUCCGCAGAAGGAAGCUCUACCCACCGGAGGACACCACCAGGUGCUUCGGCAUCCUGACUGCCAAACCCAUACCUCGAAUCCCCCAUUUCCCGGUGUACACUCGCUCGGGUGAGGUGACAAUCUCCAUCGAGCUGCAGAAAUCGGGCUUCACGCUCAGCGCCGCCCAGCUCGACCUCAUCACCCGCCUGCACCAGUACAUCUUUUCCCACAUCCUCCGCCUGGAGAAACCUGCACUGGAGUUCAAGCCCACGUUGGCUGACUCGGCUUACUGUGUUCUACCUCUGAAUGUUGUUGGGGACUCCAACACACUUGAUAUGGACUUUAAGUUCAUGGAGGACAUUGAGAAAUCUGAGGCCCGCACUGGCAUUCCUACCACACAGUACACCAAGCAGAACCCCUUCACCUUUAAGCUGGAGGACUACCAGGAUGCCGUCAUCAUUCCAAGGUAUCGUAACUUCGACCAGCCUCAUCGCUUCUACGUCGCCGACGUGUACACAGACCUGACACCGCUCAGCAAGUUUCCUUCACCAGAAUACGAGACGUUCGCUGAGUACUACAAAACCAAGUACAACCUGGACCUGUCCAACCUGAACCAGCCACUCCUGGAUGUAGACCACACCUCCUCCAGAUUGAACCUGUUGACCCCUCGGCACCUGAACCAGAAGGGCAAAGCCCUGCCACUCAGCAGUGCAGAGAAGAGGAAGGCCAAAUGGGAGAGUCUGCAGAACAAACAGAUCCUGGUUCCAGAGCUGUGUGCCAUCCACCCCAUCCCCGCCUCCCUGUGGAGGAAAGCAGUGUGCCUGCCCAGCAUCCUCUACCGCCUCCACUGCCUCCUGACCGCAGAGGAACUCAGAGCCCAGACGGCCAGCGAAGCCGGAGUGGGAGUCCAGACCCUCCCCCCUGACUUCAGGUAUCCAAACCUGGACUUUGGCUGGAAGAGAUCCAUUGACAGCAGAACAUUCAUCUCCUGUCCUGAGUCCUGCGGUGAGGACGGUGAGGGUCACUGUAAGCACCAACAGACUGUAACCCCUGACCCCAGUUCCCUGACGCAACCAAGUAGUCACCACUCUUCCCUGCCCGAUCAGGCGCCCCUCGUGGGCCCUGAGUCUGGAAACGCCACCUGCACGAGGAACCUAACUAAUGGCACUGCCCUUGUCGCCGACUGUGACGACAGCGGCCACCGAGACGAGCACCUUCACCAACGUGACAAUUGCCAAUGCUCCCAGCCCAGCUCGCCUGGGCUGCAGAGCCCUGAAUCAAUACAAACCACUACCUCAGUUCCUGUGCAGCCCUCUCACAGCUUGAAGAAGCCCAGCUCCAGUCCUCCGCAGCCUAGUGACGAAUGUACACCAGGGAGGACCUCAGACCACACAAAUAAAGCUACCUCAGUCUGCAGCCGGGCAGCCACGGGUCCCAACGCUCCCACAGCACCUUCUCCUGACCUUGCAGCCGGCCCCCAGCACAGAGCCCAGAGAGAAGACUCCCCCAAAAGCCUGGGGCCCAACCCGGGCCUCAUCCUGCAGGCCUUGACCCUGUCAAACGCAAGCGACGGCUUCAACCUGGAGCGGCUGGAGAUGCUCGGCGACUCUUUCCUUAAGCACGCUAUCACCACGUACCUGUUCUGCACCUACCCUGAUGCUCAUGAGGGGCGACUCAGUUAUAUGCGCAGCAAGAAGGUGAGCAACUGUAACCUGUACCGCCUGGGGAAGAAGAAGGGGCUCCCCAGCAGGAUGGUGGUGUCCAUCUUCGACCCCCCUGUUAAUUGGCUGCCUCCAGGCUACGUGGUCAACCAGGACAAAAGCAGCACUGACAAACUGGAUUCAGGAGAGGCCAAAGAGGAGCUUCUGGCCAACGGGCGAUCUGGGAACGACUAUGACGAGGACGAUGAGGAGGGAGAGGAGGUGGACGAGGACGAUGAGGUGAUGUUGAAGGAUGAGCCAAAGGACGAGGUCAACAUGGAGGACGAUUUGGAGUACUACAAGGAGCACAUCAAGUUCAUCGAUAAUAUGCUGUUGGGAUCCGGUGCAUUUGCAAAGAAGAUCUCUCUGAGCGUCUUCCCUCCCUCUCCCACCCCGGCCUCGGGUCCAUCCGCCACCAUGGAGUCUCCGUAUGAAUGGAAGGCCCCCAAGAAGCCACUGCAUCCCACUGCGUCCCACUACUCCUCCUCAGAGCCGGCGCCCAGCGGGCCCUCGGCCGAGGAGUUCGACUACAGCUCGUGGGACGCCAUGUGCUACCUGGACCCCAGCAAGGCCGGGGAGGAGGACGACUUUGUGGUGGGUUUUUGGAACCCGUCGGAGGAGAACUGCGGGGUCGAGCUCGGCAAGCAGUCGAUCUCCUACGACCUGCACACAGAGCAGUGCAUCGCCGACAAGAGCAUCGCCGACUGUGUGGAGGCUCUGCUGGGCUGCUACCUGACCAGCUGCGGAGAAAGAGCCGCCCAGAUGUUCCUCUGCUCGUUGGGCCUCAAGGUGUUACCAUUGGAGAGAGGGACUCUAACAGGCGAAGUGGUGCGGAGCCAACAGACCGUAGCCACCGACCUGUGCUACGGAUGGCUAAAGAUUCCACCCCGCUGCAUGCUGGACCAUCCGGACGCAGAGCGAACGCUCAACCACCUCAUUUCUGGCUUCAAGAACUUUGAAAAAAAGAUCAACUACACCUUUCAGAACAAGGCUUACCUCCUGCAAGCCUUCACCCACGCUUCCUACCAUUACAACACCAUCACAGAUUGUUACCAGCGGCUGGAGUUCCUCGGUGAUGCAAUUUUAGACUACCUCAUAACGAAGCACCUUUACGAAGACCCGCGGCAGCACUCUCCCGGUGUGCUGACCGACCUGCGCUCAGCACUGGUCAACAACACCAUCUUUGCCUCUCUGGCCGUCAAGUACGACUACCACAAGUACUUCAAGGCCAUCUCACCCGAGCUUUUUCACGUCAUCGACGACUUCGUGCAGUUUCAGCUGGAGAAGAACGAGAUGCAAGGCAUGGACUCCGAGCUGCGACGCUCUGAAGAAGACGAGGAGAAGGAGGAGGACAUCGAGGUCCCCAAGGCCAUGGGGGACAUCUUUGAGUCGCUAGCCGGAGCAAUUUACAUGGACAGCAGUAUGUCGUUGGAGACAGUGUGGCAAGUGUAUUAUCCAAUGAUGAGGCCACUUAUAGAGAAAUUCUCUGCCAACGUGCCACGCUCUCCUGUGAGGGAGCUGCUCGAGAUGGAACCAGAAACUGCCAAGUUCAGCCCCGCAGAGAGAACGUACGACGGGAAGGUCCGGGUGACGGUGGAGGUGGUCGGGAAGGGCAAGUUCAAAGGAGUCGGCCGCAGCUACCGGAUCGCCAAGUCGGCGGCGGCGCGACGAGCUCUGCGCAGCCUCAAAGCCAAUCAACCUCAGGUCCAAAAUAACUGAGCUCCUCCUUUCCCGAGCUCUUCAGCAUUAGCACCUAAGCUAUCGAUGCGAACGGAGAAAAACAAACAAACAAAAAAAAAAAACAAAACAAAACAAAAAAGCAACUUCGGCUUCCCAACACAGCGCGAUGCUAGCCCCUGUAUCUUCAGCCCGCGAUGGCACAACCGAGGCAGCCAGGAACACUGUGUGGAGAUGCAACAAAAGAAGCAGACUGCUCUCACAACGGAUUUCACAUCGGAUCUUUUACCUUUUUUUUUUUUUCUUAUUUCUUUUUUUUUUUUUGCGCAAACACAAUCUUUACUUUCCCUCUCUGCUUUGUGUAAUCACGAGUGCUUUAUUAACGUUUAGUUAAGUGUUUUAAAAAAAAAAAAAAAAGGUCAGGUCGCAGUGUCUAUUCCUCAGUUCUUGUUUUUUUUUUAGUUAACCUCUAUGACAGCGAGAUGAGGCUUACGCUUAUUGUGUAGUAUUAGAUUGUACAUAGUUCAAUCAAAGGUGUAAAUCAAAGUAUGUAGGAAGAAAAAAAUAAAAACAAAAAAACGCUAAACU